UGAACUCAGACAGCCAGGAUGCUCGGGGCCACUGCUACCCUGCAGGAGUUAAAGUAUGAGAAAGUGCUUCUGUAACCAGUCUGAGUACCACUUUCAACUGAGUAUUGUUUGAGGGUUGUGAGCGAGCCAUCGAAGACUCCCAGAGGGAUCCCGGCAGCUGGUAGCCCCGCCCCGCUCUUAUCGGAGCCCCCAACGCGCCACUCCUCACCCCCCAGUUUCCCUCCGGUCUCCUUCGCUGAUACCCUCGCCUCCUAUCCCUACCACAUCCCAGCCAUGGCUCUGGUUCUGCAGCUGCUGCUGUUGCUGCUGUCAAGAGCCCAGGGAGACCCCGGGGCUUCACUGGACGGCCGCCCUGGAGACCGGGUGAAUUUCUCCUGCGUAGGGGUCUCGCAUCCCAUCCGCUGGGCCUGGGCCCCUAGCUUCCCGGCCUGCAAGGGCCUGGCCAAAGGACGCCGCCCAAUCCUGUGGGCCUCAUCGAGCGGGACCCCCACCGUGUCUCCAGUCCAGCCCUUUGCUGGUCGCCUACGUGCCCUGGACCCUAGUAUCCGGCGGCUGGAGCUACUCCUGAGCGCGGGGGACUCAGGCACCUUUUUCUGCAGGGGCCGCCACGAGGAAGAAAGCCGAACGGUGCUUCACGUGCUAGGGGACGGGGCUGAUUGCAGGGCACCGGGGCCUACCCACGGGUCCAUGAAUCCCCAGCUUCUGAUCCCCCUGCUGGGCGCUGGGCUGGUGCUGGGACUCGGGGCGUUAGGCGUGGUCUGGUGGUGGCUCAGAUUUGAUCCACUCGUGAAAGUCAAGCCCCAGAGGCCAGUAAAGGAGGAGGAGCCUAAGACUGCAGGAGACCUGGACCAGGAGGCGAGCCUGCUCUACGCAGACCUGGAUCAUCUGGCCCUCAGAAGGCCCCUGCGGUUGUCCCCAGUGGUCCCGACUGAUGCCUCCACCAUCUAUGCAGUUGUAGUUUGAAGGGAAGCCCUUAUUCCAAACCUCACAAGCUGGAGGUUCCCACCUCUCCACAACUCCCCACCCCUUCUUGGCCCCUCACCUGGCAAAGGAAUGCACCACAGGAUAGAAAUGAGUGCUAGCCUGAGCGUCAGGAGCCCUGGGUUCCCUGCUAUCUCUGCCACUGACUUGCUCCUCCAGUUACUCCAUUUCUCCUAUAACUUACAUGUGUUCUUCACCACUGGUGCCCUCUCUAAACCUGAUCAAGCCCUGCGUGCCUCUCUUAAGACAUCAACAAGUCCUAGAUAGUUGUCUUUUCCCUUCCCUCUACAGUCCAGCUCUUUGAACCAGGGGCCUACACCUUCUCUUUUCCUUCACUCACUCCCACUGCUCAUCAGCUCUCCAUGAGGUUGCCAGUGAGGUCCUAAUGGCCACACCCAGUAGAGUUUUUAGCUUGGUCUUUGAUUACUUCCUUCUUUAAUGCUGGCAUCUUCCUUUUGGACUCUUCUUCCUUGCUCCCUACCCCCAUAGUAUUCCCCACCAUUCUACGUUCUUUAUCUGACUCCCCUCUCUUCUGGGAAUCUGUCUUCCACAGCCAGUCCUCAGCCCUCACCUCUGCAAACACCAACUCAGAACUCUCUCCAGCUCAGAUCUCAAGUAAUGGGAUUUCCCAUCCAUCCCCGGGACAUCCCUGCCUGGUCGGCUGUAGGCAUUUUGCCCACAGCAUAUCCAAAACCCAACUCAUCGUCAUUCACUUAAUCCUCCUCUGCAGUCUCUCUUGAUCAACCAGUUGCCUAAGCCAGAAACUGGGAGUCAUGCAGACCUCCUUCUGCUCACUCCCACACAACGAACCAAGUCCUGUCUAUUUUAAUGUCACUGUGAAAUCCAUACCCUUCUUCAUGCCCAGGGCUGCCACCUGAAUAUACUCUCCUCAUUUCCUCCCUGGGUGACUCACAGCCCCACCUCAUCCUCUUGCCCCUGCCCUCCUCCCUGAAGCCAGAGAGAUCCUCCCCAAAUGUGAACCUUCUCCUCACAGCCUGUGUUCCAGAGUUGCAGGAUUUCUUCCCGUAACCUUCAGCUCUGGACCCAUGGGCCCUGGCUUUGGGUACAAGGUGCUGGCAGCACUCUGCCUACCCUCCAGGCUUGUCUCUGUCACUCCACAUACGCACAACAUGCCAGCCUGGGAGAGAUUAUCCCAGCCUCCAAAUAUGCCUUCGCACCACACAAGUCCUAGGUCACCCUUUUUCCUCCUCCCCACUACCUUCCUGGCUAAUUCUUCUUUACCCCCAAGACUUAGUUGAAAUGUAGUCGUUUCUGGGAAGCCAUUCCUGACCCUCUUUGCCUACCCCUGCAUACAUUUUGAUCCUGCAGGCAGUCUCCCUGUUUAUCUCUUAGCAACAACAUCCUGUGAAUUGUUCCAUCACAACCUGUAUUUCAAUUUCAAUGUACUGUGAGUUCCCUGCUAUCAGGAGACUGACCCUUUUAUAUUACUGCUAAGCCUCAGUAAAUGAGUGAAUGAAAA
Ailuropoda melanoleuca (giant panda) is the source of this 2461-nucleotide messenger RNA. It is a transcript of the gene MPIG6B, whose product is annotated as megakaryocyte and platelet inhibitory receptor G6b. Gene Ontology annotation, cellular component: plasma membrane. The transcript is spliced from 6 exons. The record is from RefSeq and is a predicted model, not a curated record. Gene Ontology annotation, biological process: platelet formation; blood coagulation; megakaryocyte development. Lineage: Eukaryota; Metazoa; Chordata; Mammalia; Carnivora; Ursidae. Bases 274 to 963 code for a protein of 229 amino acids.